Molecule: messenger RNA, 2023 nt
Organism: Vicia villosa (hairy vetch)
Lineage: Eukaryota; Viridiplantae; Streptophyta; Magnoliopsida; Fabales; Fabaceae
Product: phragmoplastin interacting protein 1
Exons: 4
Coding region: 120-1727 (535 amino acids)
Molecular function (GO): zinc ion binding; RNA binding
Source: RefSeq, a predicted model, not a curated record
CUUCGUCAGUUCUUACAGGCAAAACAAGGGUUAACCUUGUUCCAUUUGUUUGCGUUUUUCCUAGCAGAAACAUAAACCCUAAAAUCGAUGAACUAGAUUCGAAUAGGGUGAAAUUGAGAAUGGUUCUAUCGAAUAAGAAGCUUAAGCAGAAGCUUAGAGCUGAAUUAACCCUAAACCAAACCAACACCGAAUCGAAUCCCUCAUCUUCAUCUUCCAACUCAUUCAAACUUCUUCUAAACUCUUCCACCAACAAACCCAUUUUGUCCAAGAGAGAGAAACUCCGAAAGAUUCGACCUUUGCAACCACAAACUCAAACCAAUGAGGAUGAAAUUGCGAUUGAAGGUUUGGGAAAGAAGAACAAUAAGAAGAGGAAGAUAAAGGAAGUGAAACAGAAUGAUGGUGAUGAUGGUGAUGAUGUGAGUAAUGAGGUUGUUGUUAAGAAGGGGAAACUGAAGGUAGAGAAACAGAAUGGUGAUGUGAGUAACGAGGUUGUUGUUAAGAAGGGGAAAGUGAAGGUAGAGGAACAGAAUGGUGAUGAGGUUGUUGUUAAGGUGACGAAACAAUCGGUGAAAAAGGAGAAGCAGAAGAAGAAGAAUCUGUUGAAGAAGAAGAGGAAGAAGGCCAAAGCUGCAGAGGAAAAUGGUAAGGUGAAAACUGGUGAGGAAAAUGGUGAGGUCACAGCUGCUGAGGGAAGUGGUUCUAAUCAUCAAGAGGAGAUGUCGGAGCUUACGACAGAGUUGGCUAAUACCAAUAUCAAUACCAGUCAAGAAAACAGUGAUGCUGUUACAAAAGUUUAUGUUGGAGGAAUUCCCUACUAUUCAAGUGAGGAUGACAUUCAUAGUUAUUUUGAAAGCUGCGGCACCAUCACUGAAAUUAAUUGCAUGACUUUUCCUGACACUGGCAAGUUCAGAGGGAUUGCAAUAAUCGUUUUUAAGACUGAAGCAGCGGCGAAACGAGCAUUGGCUCUUGAUGGAUCUGACAUGGGAGGACUCUUUCUUAAAAUCCAACCAUAUAAAGCAGCUCAAACAGCCCGAUUUACCCCAGAACUGAAGGAGGGAUAUAAUAGAAUCUACGUUGGAAGUUUAUCAUGGGAAAUAACAGAGGAAGAACUGAGGAAAUUCUUCUCAAAUUGCAAUAUAAAGUCCAUACGAUUUGGAAAGGACAAGGAAACAGGAGAAUUCCGAGGGUAUGCUCAUGUGGAUUUCAGUGAUAGUAAGUCACUGAAAACAGCACUUGCAUUGGAUCAAAGUGUCUUGUUUGGAAGGCCUGUCCGGAUAAGUUGCGCAGUUCCUUUGAAUAAAAAACCAGGUGCAGGUGAAAAAUCAGUCCCAGGCUCGAAACCAAGUGCAGCUGAAAAAUCAGUUGCAGGUUCUAAACCUAGUGCGGGUGAAAAAUCAUUUGCAAGUUCUAAACCAGGUGCGGGUGAAAAGUCAUUUGCAAGUUCUAAACCAGGUGCGGCUGAAAAAUCAGUUGCAGGUUCUAAACCAGGUGCGGCAGAAAAAUCAGUUGCAGGUUCUAAACCAGGUGCGGGUGAAAAAUCAUUUGCAGGUGAAAAAUCAUUUGCAGGCGAAAAAUCUGUUGCAGUUGAGGAACCAACUGUUGAGAAACCAAUUACCGUUGUUGCAAGUGGCAAGAGGAAGAAUAGGAUGUGCUACGGGUGUCGUCAAAAAGGACAUAAUCUCUCAGAAUGUCCAAACCCACAAAUAGCCACUUCUACUACAAUCUAAAGCAUGUAGGAAAACUCAAUGUCAUUGAUUAUUAUGUAUCGUUCCGUCAUGAAAAAAGUUUGAUUGUAGUUUAUUUUUGAUGAAACAGAAUAGGGCCGUAGCUAUAGGGGACACUUUCCUUAUUGUUAUCACUUUUUUGGGGGGGAAGGGGGGUUGUUAUUGAAUUAUUCACAAAUGGUUGGGCAAUUUUGAUAUGAACUAAUAGUAAACCUACCAAGCUUUCUUUUUGUUGUAUCCAUAACUUGGUGGUAUUCUUCAAGGCUUAUUGUAUGGAUUAUUUUACUCUUUUCUGUUCA